Molecule: messenger RNA, 2679 nt
Organism: Acanthopagrus latus (yellowfin seabream)
Lineage: Eukaryota; Metazoa; Chordata; Actinopteri; Spariformes; Sparidae
Gene: vamp3
Product: vesicle-associated membrane protein 3 (cellubrevin)
Exons: 5
Coding region: 124-432 (102 amino acids)
Biological process (GO): vesicle fusion; SNARE complex assembly; vesicle-mediated transport
Cellular component (GO): plasma membrane; SNARE complex
Molecular function (GO): SNAP receptor activity; syntaxin-1 binding
Source: RefSeq, a predicted model, not a curated record
CUUUCCGACGGUACCGGAAGGCAGCAUAAAACAGACAGCACUAACUGUUACGGUUUGACACUCUAGCUUUAGCCCACAUCCAAGCAACAGCGGCGGUGUCUUUCAAAGAAAUUUCUAAUCACAAUGUCAGCACUCCCUCCAGAAGGAUCUGGCGCAGCGCCAGGCAACAGGCGCCUGCAGCAGACCCAGGCCCAGGUGGAUGAGGUGGUGGAUAUUAUGCGCGUUAAUGUGGACAAAGUGCUGGAACGUGACCAGAAAUUGUCUGAGCUGGAUGACCGAGCAGAUGCACUGCAGGCUGGAGCCUCCCAGUUCGAAACCAGUGCUGCUAAGCUGAAAAGGAAGUACUGGUGGAAGAACUGCAAGAUGUGGGCCAUCCUGAUAGCUGUCAUUGUGAUCAUCAUCAUCAUCAUUGUCAUUUGGAGUUACUCGUAAAACAGAAACAAAACGUAAAGCAGGAGGAGUUGGGGAAACGAUGAAGAAGAGGAGAGGAGCAACGUGCACAAUGAAUGUCUCAGAGGAAGACGUCACAAGAUUUACUUGCUACUGAGCUCCACAACAUUUUUCCCCUACUGUAUGGGGGUCUUCAUUCCUUAUCCUGGUUUGCCCUGUGUGUGUGUGUGUAUGUGUGUGUUUUUGCACGUGUGCCAUAGUAAAGAAAUGUGAUAAUACCAGUUUCACCCAGCCUUACUACACUUAACUUGUUUUUUGUGCCAAACCACCUGCCAAAGAUUAAAGAACCAUACCUACAGAAACUGGUUCAAGGGGUUAGGGUUCAUCUAAGACGAAUAAAAAGUGUAAGUGCAUCACCUUUGACUGUAAAACACACCCACACACACAUACUCCAACAUCAGGACUAGAAAUGAACAAUUUUGUUGUAAACUCUCUUCAACUUACAUUUGCUUUUUUAUGUUUUAUUAAUAGCCAUUGAUUUUGUGUGCCACUUUAAAAGAAGUGCCUUUAAAGAUAUGCUGUUCUGUAGUUUAGAUCAUAGGUUCUCAAAGUUUAGUCUAUGGGCCAGUGGCAGCCCUCAGAAAUAUGACAUGACAUGCAAUCCAUUAUAGUUUUAUCAUCUGUCAAAUUAAAUACAUUGACUUUCAGUAGGCUACACUUAAAUACACUACUCAGGUUGAGGAGAAACAAACCUCAGAGGAUUCCAGUCCUAUACUGAAUGCAGGCCUCAAUCAUUUGCUGGCUCCCUGAACUGGCUCACUGUUGCCAAAACUCUGAGAACCCUUGGUCUAGAACAGUUACCCUGCAUAUCAUAAAGGGAUACCCCUUUCCAACGCAUACACAUUUGUAUUUUUCAGAGUGCCAAGUUUUUGUUGAUUUUCUUUCCUCAUUUUUAAAAAUAGUUUGCCGGUCUGUCAUUUUAAGAAUGGUUCAAGUUGACCAGGGAAUGAUGGGAUUUGAUGCCUUGUUUUAUUCAUGCACACAGUUGAUUGCUAAUUCAGUUCUCUGUGUAAGACAUUUGAUUUUGGAUUUAAAGAAGUUUUCAUUGAUUUGAAUUUCAUUGAUCGCCCAACAACAAAAAGCUAACCAGGAACACACUAUUGAACGACUGAUCAUACCUGUCCUUAUCCAUCUUUCUUUCAUGUAGGACUUAAAGUAUGAGUUUAGAUAAGUGUCUGAAUGCUAAGACCAACGGCCUCACAGCUGGAGUAACUGCCACAAAGUUUUACUAAAAAAGUGCUACACUGGGUUAAAAGUGGUGAAUUGUCUCAAUCACGUCUUAACGAUGUGCUGUAAAAUUUGCCUUGUGAAAUAUUCAAGUACAACAAAGUGAGAAAGUAAUAUUAGACGGAUGCCUUAAUGGUUUCUCCAAUGGAGAACAGCCAAAACACAGCCUUGCCUUGUUGAUCUUAUAUACCAGCUAGUAAAAGAGUUGCGCCUUCUCCAGCUGUCUAAACAUAUACUGUGCUGCUUGCUUAAUCAGCUGAGCUUAUUAACCUUUAAUGAAGUCCUCUGUUUCGACAUACUUUGCAUGUAUCCAAUCUGAUAGAUGGUAGUAAGAACAUAAGUGCUUCUGAAGUGUGAUAUUUUAGUUAUUUUCUAACUAACUCUUGCGAUCUCUUUUGUAGAAAUAACGUUUAGGAUAUGUAUAGUAUCUUCUGUCUAGGUGCUCACUGCUGAGUGUUUUAGUACAGAGAAAAAACUUUGUCAGGCAAUGACAGUGUGAUGUAUAUACCAUACCACCACUGGAUGAUUGUAUUCCUGGCUGUUGCUUUCAUCCUGUUAAAAUAAAUGUAUUUUAAAGAGACGAACAAUUUGGGAUUACUUUCUGUAUUAUUUCCCUCUGUCUGGAUUUUUAUUACCACAAGUAGUGGUAAUAGUGUAGUGUUGAUAUUUCUCAGUAGUUUUAGAGUUAAUUGGCUAAACAUGAUACGUUGGUAAUUGAAAUGAAACUUAACACAAAUAAGUGCUGUAUACAUUUUGUGGUAUGUAUCCAUUAAAGAAAUUGUGUAAUCAUUUUCAGAGGCCUCUAUUAAAACUUUUUACUGGCCUGGCUUUUAACAAAGAGGCGUGGAACGGACACCAUCCUCCCAUCUACUCCUCAAAUUUGAGACCCAGUAUUGUCUGUGAAGUUCUCGUGUCUCCCUACUGGAAAUCUACUCUUUGGCCUUGAAUGACUUUUGCUUGAAUAAAACUGAUGUAACUCAAAUAAAAAAAAAAUAAAAAACA